Messenger RNA from Schistosoma rodhaini, 3362 nucleotides. The record is from the annotation of a GenBank genome assembly. Lineage: Eukaryota; Metazoa; Platyhelminthes; Trematoda; Strigeidida; Schistosomatidae.
AUUUCAAGUGUUAGUAGUACUCUAGAUUCCAUCGGUGGUAAAUUGGAAAUGUCGUUGUCGGAUCCAUAUGAAUGUCUAGCAAAUGAGAGUAAAAUUAUAGAAAAGCACACCGAACAAAGGCUGCAAAAUGAUCAUCGAAUGGAUAAUCUAAUUCUUUUAGUAUACGUAGUACUUCUUACUCUCUCUGCCAUAACAAUCUGGGCUUUUAAACAUAGACGCUUUCGAUAUAUCCACGAAACUGGCCUUUCAGUGGUGUAUGGGCUGGUCGUUGGUCUUAUAUUGAGAUAUGCUAUAAAUUCUGCAAGUUAUUCCGUAGAGUUGCACGUGUUUCCACGUAAAAAUGAUGAAGCGUGCGGUGGUCAUUUGCCUCCAGAAAGGCUGAUUAUUGAGUUUCCUGUUCGUGACCAGUACGGGAAGUUUAAUUUAAGCAUGUCAUUUCGGUACAAAUUUGAACAGCAGUCAGAUUUUAACUCUCUGAUUAACAAUAAGGCUACAUUCGACCCGGAAUUCUUUUUCAAUGUUUUACUUCCUCCUAUAAUUUUCUCAGCGGGAUAUAGCAUGAAGCGAGGUUACUUUUUCAAAAAUAUUGGAGCUGUUCUUACUUAUGCAUUUGGUGGUACUUUGUUGUCCGCUUUAGUUGUCGGAACCAUUUGUUAUGGCUUCACCCGUGGAAUUACUUCUUUGUCUCAAACAUUGCGUCUCUCAGAUUGCCUAUUGUUCGGGGCUAUAAUAUCUGCAACUGAUCCUGUGACCGUUUUGGCUAUUUUUAGUGACUUGAAGGUUGAUGUCAACUUGUAUGCACUUGUAUUUGGUGAGAGUGUUCUUAACGAUGCUUUAGCGAUUGCCCUAGCCCAGUCGAUCGAGAAAUAUGGAUCUAUUUCCGCUGGUAAUUUCGAUGGCCAUGCUUUCCUGUCUUCUGUGUUGAACUUUUUUAUAAUGUUUGGAGGUUCUUUCGUCACUGGCGUUUCUAUUGGCUGUGUAACAUCUCUUCUUACAAAAUUUACACACAUCAAGGAGCAUCCUCUACUGGAAACAGCUUUGUUCGUCCUAAUGUCUUAUAGCACGUUUCUUUUUGCUGAAGCUGUUGGGUUUACGGGUAUUGUUUCCGUGUUGUUCUGUGGUGUGACUCAAGCACACUACACUUAUAACAACCUAUCCCAGGAAUCUAAAGUAUGGACAAAAUCUUUUUUUGAACUCCUUAACUUCUUGUCGGAAAACUUUGUUUUCGCAUAUAUUGGUGUUUCAACGUUUACUUUCCCUCUUCAUUAUUGGAAUGCUCGAUUUGUUUUUAUCGCAUUGUUCUCAUGUGUAAUUGCUCGGGCAGUCAGCGUAUAUCCACUUACAGCCCUAAUCAACUUUUGUCGAACUUACCAGUGUUCCUGUUCUACGAACUGUUUGAAGCGAAAGUUUGAUUCCAAUUCUCAACUAUCCUUCUCUAGCGAUAAAAAUAAUGUGCCUGGAUCAUCAUUUCUUUCGAAUCCAAUUGAUUUUGGUAAUGUUGCAGUUACGCCAGCUGAUAAUAAUAAGAAAAAUAAAUCUAACAAAAUCACGUUAAAUUUUCAACAUAUGAUCUUUUUCUCAGGCCUUCGAGGUGCCAUGGCUUUUUCAUUAGCGAUCCGCAAUACAAGUUCUGAAAUACGUCGGAUGUUUUUUUCAACAAUUAUUGUAAUAGUUAUGACUACAGUGUUACUGGGAGGUUGUUUUGCCAUAUCUUUACUUCACAGAUUGCAGAUACCUGUUGGUGUGGAUUGCAACAGUAAAAACCAACCACAUACAGAUACGGAAGAAGAUUCGGUUGAUGAUCAUAGUUGUUGUAGUUCUCAUUGGAUGAGUUUCGAUAAAUUCUAUUUGAAGCCAUUACUUACACACAGCACUCCACCGCUGACCGAAUCAUUACCAUCAUGUUGUUAUAAAUUUGCUAAUUUACUUACAACUUCUGAACAACGAAGUGAGACAUUUGUCAGUAAUGACGGGAAUAAUAGUUACCAUAACAGUUUUAAACGUGAUAGUACUACUGUAUUUUAUUCCAAUGAAAAAGCAUCAAUCAGUUCUACGCUCAGUAUAAAUACUGUUAAAGUGCAACCUGUGGAAUGUGCACAACUUAUUCAACUAGACAGUGAUAACGAUGACACCAAUAUUAAUGAUAAUAGUAAUAAUCAGUAUAAGCUUGGUUAUGGAAAGGAUUUUCAUGAUCCACUUUAUUUCAAUGAAGUUAUGUGAAUAAAUAUACAAUGAAUUAUGAACAAUAACAGAAAAAAUCAACGUUGGCAAUUGGCAUCAUCAUCAUAUCUGGAAAAAGCACUUGUCAUUAAUGCAUUUUUUUUCCUUAAUCGUUGGUAUUUUUCUUACUCCCUCUCUCAUAAUCUGUUAGAUUUGAUUGUCCAUGACCGAAAAUUCCAUUUAUAUGUUUCCAUUUAUCUUUUAUAUAAAUAUGAGGAGACAUAUUAUAAUAAAGAGCACUGAUACUCAUUUGAUGAAGAAAGAUACACUGAACAGUAGAUGGGAAUUAUUUAUAAAUAAAUAAGCGUUUAGUUAUUUUUUGCGUGUGUGUGUUAACUUCAAACUAUCUAUCUUAUCACUUUUUGUCCUCUUUUUUUACCUUCCCUGUGUACAUUCUUUUAUUACGCACUAUUGUCCCAGAUGCAUCUAUCAGUAGAGAGAUAUUUAUUUUCUUUAAAAGUAAAACAGUAUACAUCUUUACAUCUAAUUGUUCUGUGAUUUAUUAAUUUCAUUCCAUAGAUUAAAAUUAAUUUCAUAGUUAAAAAGCAUCAUGUGUUACUUUCAUUUUAUUUUGUUUCAUGUUAUACUUGUAAAUUCUGUUAUUUAUGUUGUUACUAAAUCUCAUUUACUAAUAACUAAUUACACAUUGUAAUAUCCUUUUGAAAUAUUAUUUUUGUAUUUUUUGUCAGUCUGUUUAUAUUUGCUUGUUCACUCGUUCAACUACAUUGAAUCAUUACUAUUGGAAAUUUUAUUUAAUUUAAAUGUUUUUAAAAGCUUUAACAAGAAGGAUUAUAUUGUACUUUUUUUAGCUGAAUGUUCACAUAUAUAUGCAUGUUUCAUAUAUAUGUGUAUCAUAUACUAAUACUCUACUUGAAAUUUUAUGUAUUUACUUUAAUCAUGUCUAAAAGUAGAGUACAGAAAUGUCCGUCACUCAGUUAACGAGUUAUGUAUAAAUUCUUGAUAAACAACACAAAUUGAACUUUUAUUUAUACAAUGAGAAUUAAUUGUUUGAACAAGAAGAAAACAAAGUGAUGGUAUUCUGUUCGAUUAUCUCUUUAAGUAUGGUUCAUUAUUCACCUGAAUCGUGUUAUUCACUUAGGUGAAAUUCUAUUAUGAUUGAAGGAUUGAGCUUACAGCCAUUG